AAACUCCAAACUCACUCCCGAGUCAACUCACACAAAAUAUAACCCAACCCUCUCGAUUUUUUUCAAUCAAACCAAACAAAAACAUGAGCCGCAAAAGAGACAAGCCCUCCUACACCGCACGCCACGUCCCCUACAACUAUCCAAAACGACGUCGUCCCCUACCACCCGUCACUUCCGAGGACCCACCGGAAAACCCAUCACCCAAAGUCUCCGCCGCCGUGGUAGUCACCGGACUUUCCCAAGAUUGCUCUGUUCUUGACCUUAAAUCAAGGUUUGAGAUUUAUGGGUCAAUUUCUAGGACCAGAAUGGACCCCACUGGCGUUGCUUACGUCACUUUCCGGUCAAGUGAGUCAGCUGAGGCUGCCAUUGCUGCUUCUCGCGACCCUUCUUUUGGAAUCACAAUUAAUUCUAGUAGAGUGCAGGUAAUGAGGGCAAGCGAUCCAGUGCCUCAGUGGAGAGAAGGGGUUCGAACAGAUGGAUCUUCAAAGCUAUUGAGAGCUGAGGUUCCAUUGAGUCGACUCGGAAGAUUUCAUAAUAGACUUGGGCCAGCAAUUGUAACCCCUAGAGAUGAAGAUCAUGACGAGAAGAAAAUUUCUAAGCCUGGACCAUCCUUGGAAGAAAUUCCAUUUAAGGGUAGAGAAAUCAUUGCCUAUGAUGAUAUAUUGUGAUCUAGUCAAUGAUAACGGGUUUGAUACAAUUUGUAACAUUAUGUAUCUUUAGCAUUUUCAAAAGUAGAUUUUACCGGAGCUGAUGUCGGUUUAAAGAUUAGUUUUGGUUGAGAUGAGUGAGAGAGUGACAUCAAAGAUGUUAUAGUUGAGUAGAUUGAGUUCCGUUUUGCUUGAUAAUGCUUUAUGUUUCGGAGUUGUGAUUUUCUUUCCCAAAGUUAUUGUCGAUCAAAGCAUAAUUUUAUGCAAUGUACUAAUCUGUAAUGUUUAGAUUUUGCAGUCAAUUCAAAUUUCAUAGUUGCAUCA
Daucus carota subsp. sativus is the source of this 971-nucleotide messenger RNA. RefSeq lists its product as uncharacterized. Gene Ontology annotation, molecular function: RNA binding. The transcript is spliced from 2 exons. NCBI's taxonomy places the organism in Eukaryota, Viridiplantae, Streptophyta, Magnoliopsida, Apiales, Apiaceae. The record is from RefSeq and is a predicted model, not a curated record. Bases 84 to 668 code for a protein of 194 amino acids.